CAAUCAUAAUCCCUUAGACUGUGACCACGUGAUGAUCCACACAUUGAAACACUUGAGAGAGACCGCUGGAUUGAAAUCAUUCGACGGCCAGAAAAUUAAAUGUCCAUCAAAAAUUCCAGUAAUAGACCACGGUCAUCAUGGACAUUAUCAUCCUCAUCACAGACUGACAGGAGGUGGACCUUUGAUUUAUUUUCAUCAUGGAAGCUUUUCUCCAUUGGCGAUGGCUGGUGGGAUCGUGAUGAUUGUUCUGAGCAUGCUCAGUGUGAUUGUUGUUUUUUGGGUCUUGAUGCGCUAUCGGCGUAAAUUGUCCCGAGAAUGUAAGCGCCAGACCUUGGCUCAGGAAGAUUCCUUGAGCAAAAUGGAGAAAGGAAGUGGAUACGAAUCUGAAACCUUUGAACACUUGUUAAAGGAAGGUUUAAAGAAACAGCGAAGAGGUUCCCAAGGAUAUCCUGAGUGUGGUAUAGUUAACACGGAUGAUUCUGAUGUAGUGGAAGAGGUAGAUUAUCUAAAGGAGAAGAUGAUGAAACAGAGAAGAGGUUCUCAGGGAUACCCUGAAAACGUGAAAUCUGAUGAAUCGCUUUUGACGGAAGAUGAUGGCAUGAACAGGACUAUUGAGGAAAAGGGUAGCACGGAUAAAGGGACUCGAAACGAGUCAGACACAGUUGAACACAUGUUAAUGACUGGUCUAAGGAAACAGCGAAGAGGUUCCCAGGGAUAUCCUGUUCAAGUGAAAUCUGAUGACUCGCUUUUAUCAGAAGAAGAUUAUCUAGAGGAGAGCCUGAAGAUACAGAGGAGUAUGUCCAGAGGAUACGAUCUGGGGGCUGAAUCCAAUACCGACCGAGGAAUGUGCUAUGGUGGAGAUCGACUUGAAUUAAAGUAAUUUCUUAUCUGGAGAUCAUAGUGAUGGAUGAGGUUUAUACUUUUUAAAGUAAACACUGUGAAAUUUUACUACCGAUUCUUGUCUUCUUUUAUAUAGUUACAAACCCAAGAAGUAUCUUUGUUCGCAACGAUUUAAUCAGUUAUAUAUCUUAUGUUUCCUCCGCGUUACAUUUUGU
Stylophora pistillata is the source of this 1055-nucleotide messenger RNA. RefSeq lists its product as uncharacterized. NCBI's taxonomy places the organism in Eukaryota, Metazoa, Cnidaria, Anthozoa, Scleractinia, Pocilloporidae. The record is from RefSeq and is a predicted model, not a curated record.